Molecule: messenger RNA, 2563 nt
Organism: Poecilia reticulata (guppy)
Lineage: Eukaryota; Metazoa; Chordata; Actinopteri; Cyprinodontiformes; Poeciliidae
Source: RefSeq, a predicted model, not a curated record
UCGUCUCUUUUCGCCAGCUCAGAGGGUUCGGGUCUGUUCAUCGGCCUGGCUGGUACUGGGGCCGCUGGCGGAAUCGCUGUCGCUGGAUUUGAAUGGAACGCAACUUAUGUGCUGCUGGCACUCGCUUGGAUAUUUGUACCCGUCUACAUCUCCUCUGGGAUCGUGACAAUGCCAGAGUAUCUGGGACGUCGUUUUGGAGGGGAAAGGAUCCGAACGUACCUCGCUGUCCUCUCACUCCUGCUGUCUGUUUUCACCAAGAUAUCGACUGACUUGUACUCUGGAGCCCUGUUUGUCCAGGUGUGCCUGGGAUGGAACCUCUACCUGUCCACUGUCCUCAUGCUGGUGGUCACUGCUCUCUACACCAUAGCAGGUGGACUGGCUGCUGUCAUCUACACAGACACUUUACAGACAUUUAUCAUGAUCAUCGGCGCAAUCAUCCUAACAAUUACUGCUUUUAACAAGAUAGGUGGCUACAACAAUCUGGAGCAAGUUUACAGCAUCGCGGUGCCAAGUAAAAUUAUCCCCAACAGUACCUGCCAUCUGCCACGGGCUGACGCCAUGCACCUGUUCAGAGACGCCGUCACCGGAGACCUGCCAUGGCCAGGCAUGACACUAGGGCUCACCAUACUAGCCACCUGGUACUGGUGCACAGACCAGGUUAUUGUACAACGAUCCCUGUCAGCUAAAAACAUGAGUCAUGUGAAGGGAGCAUCGAUCUUUGCUGCUUAUCUAAAGUUGCUGCCCUUCAUCUUCAUCAUCCUGCCGGGUAUGAUUAGCCGAGCUCUCUAUCCAGACACUGUGGGAUGUGUUGAUCCAGAGGAGUGUGUACGGGUCUGUGGAGCAGAGGUUGGAUGUUCCAACAUUGCCUUUCCCAAACUGGUCAUUGAGCUCAUGCCAAGUGGCUUGAGGGGGCUCAUGAUAGCAGUAAUGAUGGCAGCUCUGAUGUCGUCUCUGACCUCCAUCUUCAACAGCAGCUCCACCCUUUUUACCAUGGACAUCUGGAAAAAACACCGCCCUCGAGCCUCUGAGAGGGAGCUGCUGUUGGUUGGCAGGAUUGUCACUGUGAUAUUGGUGGUGGUGAGCGUGGUGUGGAUACCCAUCCUUCAAUCAGCCAAUAGCGGCCAGCUCUACGUCUACAUCCAAUCAGUGACAAGCUACCUGGCCCCUCCAGUCACAGCCGUCUUCACACUGGCAGUCUUUUGGAAGAGGACCAAUGAGCAAGGUGCAUUCUGGGGCCUCAUGGUGGGUUUGGUGGUAGGCGUGUGCAGGAUGGUGCUGGAAUUCGCCUUUCCUCCUCCCAGAUGUGGCGUUGUGGACUCAGCUCCCCUGGUGUUACGGGGCGUUCAUUAUCUUCACUUCGCCAUUCUGCUCUGUGGACUCACUGCUAUCGUCGUAGCUGUGGUGUCAUUUGUCACACCGCCACCCAGCCACGAACAGGUUGGCACUCUUGUGUGCAACCUGACCUGGUGGACAAUAAUUGAGGAGCCAGAAAGAGAAAUUCCUCUCCAGAAAGUUUCCUCUGUCAGCCACCGUAACUCGCAGGGAUCUGAACAGGCUCGCCGGGCGAUGUGCGGACAGGGAGCAGGAUUGUGCCUCUCAGCGAUGCGGCGCUUGGAGCAGACACCCAGAGUUCCCACGAUUCGGGAGAGUGUGUUCUGGUCCAGAUUCUGUUGUGCCAAUGCUCUCCUCUUAGUCUGCAUUAAUAUUUUCUUAUAUGCAUACUUUGCCUGAAUGGGUUGCCAGGUUUGGUAGUGUUCCUCACCAUGCCUCUUGCUGAACUCUGUUCAACCUGUAAACUGCAAACUAAAGUAUUCAGUUUACAAACUGGAAGAGGUUAUUCACAAGACUUUUUGUUUAUUUUGUUUUGUUUGCCUGUUAGAUGCCAGACAGGUACAGCUCUGUGCAAAAGUUUUAAAUCAAUUUAAUUUCUUUACACUUUGAUCAAAAUUAGCCUGAUUGUUUCAUAAACCCUAAGAGUCUUCAUCACAUGGAUGUAUGAAGGUUUUUCUUCAUCAGCUCUUUUAUAGUGUAUCUCUAGUUUAAACUGGUCUGAUCUAAAUUAAUAUAAAGAAAAGAAUUGCAACAUUUAGAAUUUGUAAGAUCAGUAUAAAAGUUCACAAACUGAGCUUCAAAGAAUCUGUGUUUAGAGGUGUUUUGUGGUGCUGUGAUCCAGACUGGAUGAGACUAAUUGUUAUAAAUGUAGAACCAGAGCUGAUUAUAGUGGGUCUAAAUGCAGCCAGAGCAGCAAAAUGCCCUUUUAGCACACUGGUCAAUCAGAAGCCAGCUUCAGCAUUGUCCAUUUACGAUUUGCAGAACAUGCUGAUGCCAUUUAGUAUAUUUUAAUAUUGAGAAUUGGUCAAAUAAUAUUUUAUAAAAUACGCAUGACUUUAGAUAUUGUUUGAUCUAAAGUCAGAUAUUGUUUUCUGUUGUUUUUGUUUUUUACAAUUUUUACAUAAUUUAACAAUAAAGGAAAGAUUUAUUAGACAACAGGUUCUCAAAUAAAAUCAAAAACUUUUUUUAAUGUCUGAUGGUAUUAACUUUUAGAGAUGUUUUGUGAAAUAUU